AUGUUUGGCGGUAGUUCUUCCAGUUUGGAGGAACUGAGACACGAGAUCUUCAAGAUGAUUGAGUACACCUUUCAGGUCUUCACCAUUGGGACGACCAUUUAUGGCAAUUGCUCGAGUAGGGUGGAAAAGCUUAUCAACUGGACCGCACCUCUUAAAAACUGGAUCAAGAUCAACACUGAUGGCACUUCUUGGGGUAGCACUGAGAUGGCUUGUGCGGGUGUCAUUGGCCGGGACAGUAACGAUUUGCAGAUCUGUUAUGAUCCUUUUUGUGUGUGCCUUGAUUCUUUUUCAAAUGAUAGCUUGGAUCUUCGAAGGAACAUAGAAAAUCUGGAGAAAAAUAGUGUCACUAGUCUGAGGACAUUGGUCAACAUUGGCUCAGAGGUGUACCUGCAAGCCGAUGUUCCAGAUACACAAUGCAUAUUUGUGGAUAUUGGUCUAGGGUUUCAUGUGGAGUUCACCUGGUCAGAGGCACUAAAUUACAUAUCACAAAGGGAGGAAAAGUUAGCCAGGCAAAUAGAGGAGUAUACUCGUCUUAUUGCAUCAAUCAAAGCCCAGAUCAAGCUGGUUUGCGAAGGAAUCCGAGAGUUGCUUGAGCUUCCAGCAGAGAAACCUCUGCCAGAACGCAUAUUUUGAAGUUUGAUCAUUUGAAGCAUGUGCACACAGUUAUUUAUAUAACUAGCGGGUCUAAAAUAUCUAUAUAUUUAUUUUUGGGAACAAAAAUAACGAAAGUAGGGUUUUAAUUUACUAUAAUUAGUCUUAAUCCUUCUUGAAGCUGCAAACGGUGGUGGGGUGUAGUCACGUCUAGCAGCCUGAGAAUGUGACAGUACAAACAAGAAUCUGAUGGUUUAUUUAUGAGGGUGGGAUGAGAUGGGGAAUUGGAUUGGAUUGAGGGGACCCACAAUACAACACAAGUCGUCUUGUUUCUUGAUGGGCUGCUUGUCGUACUUAAACGGGCCGUAUCGAUUGAAAACGAGUUGGGAAUAUCAAUUCCAUCGCCGACAAAA
Messenger RNA from Carica papaya (papaya), 1004 nucleotides. NCBI's taxonomy places the organism in Eukaryota, Viridiplantae, Streptophyta, Magnoliopsida, Brassicales, Caricaceae. The record is from RefSeq and is a predicted model, not a curated record.